AUGUCUACCCAAGUCUCCCAGCAACCCACAAUGAGCGCAACCAACCAAUUCCCCACUCCUGCCAGCAGUUUCAGUGGUAACCUUGCGAAUCCGACUUCGGAGGAUGUGGAUCAGGGGAGAAUAUCUUUCAGCAUGAGGAUACAGGACUCGGCAGAAAACUCGGGGGCACGUCCCUCUCGGCAACCAACCCAACAUAGACCCUCCAGCCAUGAUCGGCAGCCUUUGCAAACAGACAGUACCACUGAUUUUGCCACCGGGCAGGGUCAGCAUUCGACAGACCCCGAUGCUAUGGAGGUAGACACAGAGCCGACUCGCCGGGCAGAUACCACCCUCAGUCUCGAUCUGGACUCUCUUCAGAAAGAGCUCACCUCCGCUUUUCAUCUUUGCAAGAGCUCUCCGAUCGUUACUGGUCCAGACCCUUCAUUGGAUCUCGUUUCUCUCUAUGGGUUAGGCUCAAUCGCGCACUCGGUAGCACGCACGGAUCCCGUGACGGGAGAGAAGAUCAACCGCCUCAGGAAGUCGUAUGAAGGAAAGCUGAAAGGGCUAGGACUAGCAGGACGGAACAAACCCCUCAAACAGGAAAUUGGCGCUCCUGGCAGUCUGAGAUACAUGACUUUAUGGCCCGACGAGGAAUGGCAGAACCAGAAGGUGCACGGCAAGACCAUCAAAGUUUCAGACAUGGAUUCGGCUCUACAAAGUCUUCAAUCGCGGGCUAUGCAAAUGGAACCAGGACUGAUUCCUAACAACGAUUUCUGGGAAGAUAUCUUGGGCCACGAAAAGCAGGCCAAGAAUCCAGCGGCAGGCGAGACAGGCAAGAAGAUUGCCCCGGCUCCAACAGCUGGCCGUCCCUCUACUCAAUUCUAUGCCGCAUCUCCACGACCACAGGAAGCAGAGCGGCCUCGGCCUAGCAGAGGUCGCAAGAGACAUUACGAUGAUAAUAGCUUUGCCGGCUAUGGCGAAGGGUUUGUGGAUGAUGAUGAUGACCCCGGAUUUUACUCGAAUGGCGAGGGAACUGGGAAGAAGAAACGCAAGAAGGACCACGUCGCAAAGGUGUCAACCCCUAUGUCUGAAAGAGGCGCUAGCUACGGGGUCGGCAUGUUCGGCAUCGGGGCCAGAUGA
Messenger RNA from Penicillium digitatum Pd1, 1119 nucleotides. RefSeq lists its product as uncharacterized. Gene Ontology annotation, biological process: regulation of transcription by RNA polymerase II. NCBI's taxonomy places the organism in Eukaryota, Fungi, Ascomycota, Eurotiomycetes, Eurotiales, Aspergillaceae. Gene Ontology annotation, cellular component: mediator complex. Gene Ontology annotation, molecular function: transcription coregulator activity. The record is from RefSeq and is a predicted model, not a curated record.